Saccharomycodes ludwigii is the source of this 648-nucleotide messenger RNA. RefSeq names its product CCR4-NOT core subunit CDC36 (gene CDC36). Lineage: Eukaryota; Fungi; Ascomycota; Saccharomycetes; Saccharomycodales; Saccharomycodaceae. The record is from RefSeq and is a predicted model, not a curated record. The coding region runs from base 1 to 648 and encodes 215 amino acids. The transcript has a single exon. Gene Ontology annotation, cellular component: CCR4-NOT core complex; P-body. Gene Ontology annotation, biological process: nuclear-transcribed mRNA poly(A) tail shortening; regulation of DNA-templated transcription.
AUGACUGUUUCAAAAUAUGGGUUGCAAUCAUUGCUAGAAGAGUUUAGCAAAUUACAAAAGAAAUUACCAAAACACGAAAAUGAAAAUUCAACUGAUAAUACCAUCACAGAACAACAACAACAGAGUAAUAACAGAGAUAAUACUAUGAUUACUGGUGUUGACUUAACGCCCUAUAUACAAUCAUUAAAUCUAGAUCCGGCGUCUAAACUACCGUUCCACCAUGUUUUAGAAACACUACCAUCUCCAUGGAUUGAAACAUCAAGAAGUGAUGUGGAACCACGACAUUUUAUACCGGAGAGCUUCACUAAAAUAACAAAUGUCUUAGGAUCACCUGUUUCGCCACCAGUUUUCAAUCAAGUUUCUAAUGUGGAACAGAAUAAAAUUUCUUUAUUUCAAGACGAAACCUUGUUCUAUUUAUUUUAUAAACAUCCCGCUAGUGCUGUGCAAGAACUAACAUAUAUUGAGCUAAGGAAGCGUAAUUGGAGGUAUCAUAAGCAAUUAAAAGUAUGGUUAACAAAGGACCCUUUUAUGGAUCCUGUUGUUUCCCAAGAUGGAUUAAGUGAAAGGGGUAGAUAUGUGUUUUUUGAUCCUCAAAGAUGGGAAAAAGUUCAAAAAGAUUUCAUAUUGUAUUACAAUGCCAUUAUGUGA